AUGGAAGAGAAUAAAGUGCAUUUUAGGUAUUUAAUGCUUUUCUUUUGUCGGAAAGGCAAAAAUGUCACACAAGCGGCAAACAAGAUAUGCGCUGUUUAUGACGAAGGUAUUGUAGCUGAAAGAACUGUGCAGAAAUGGUUUGCUAGUUUAAAGCUGGUGAUUUCAAUCUUGAACAAUCAAGAACGCUCGAGUAGACCCUUCACCACAGAUGAAGAUCAGAUUAAAACACUGAAUAACCCACGCUAUAUGACACAUAAAUUAGCAGAAAUGUUGAAUAUGUCAAAAUCCACCAUCCACGAGCAUUUUAUGAAGCUUGGUUACAUAAACCGUUUUGAUGUAUGGGUUCCCCAAGAUUUAACGGAGAAAAAUCUGAUGGAUCGCAUUUCUAUUUGCGACUCGCUCUAUAAACGCAACGAGAAAACAUCAUUUUUGAAACAAGUAGUGAUGAGGGAUGAAAAAUGGAUCAUUUACAAUAAUGUUGAGCGAAAAAGAUCUUGGAGAAAGCGGAAUGAACCACCUUUAGCCCUCACCAUCCCAAAAGCCGGUCUUCAUCCAAAAAAGGUCAUGCUCUGUGUCUAG
Messenger RNA from Atta colombica, 579 nucleotides. RefSeq names its product histone-lysine N-methyltransferase SETMAR-like. NCBI's taxonomy places the organism in Eukaryota, Metazoa, Arthropoda, Insecta, Hymenoptera, Formicidae. Bases 1 to 579 code for a protein of 192 amino acids. Gene Ontology annotation, molecular function: nucleic acid binding. The record is from RefSeq and is a predicted model, not a curated record. The transcript has a single exon.